Molecule: messenger RNA, 636 nt
Organism: Aspergillus alliaceus
Lineage: Eukaryota; Fungi; Ascomycota; Eurotiomycetes; Eurotiales; Aspergillaceae
Product: DUF3245 domain-containing protein
Exons: 2
Coding region: 1-636 (211 amino acids)
Source: RefSeq, a predicted model, not a curated record
AUGUCUUUAUCCAAAGCAGAAACAGAUAUCAUACUGAACAAAGCUAAUGUCGCAUUAGCGCGCAGUCAACGACUCGUCGCCUCCUGGCUACCCCCGAAGACUCUGGACGAACAAACCAAUAAGUCUGAAGAGGAGUUACAGCGAGAAGAGGAUGAGAUUUUCACUGCUGUGCCAGAAACUCUAGGAGUUGGAGCACCCCUUCCGAACAAGGCAGCCGAUGGAAGUUGGAAUCGCACCGAACUUGGCUCCAACGAUAAAUUACGGAAACAGCUCCUGGGGAAGAAUUACAAUAAGGUCAUGUCAGAGAAAAAUGUAGCGGCGGGCCGGCAACCGGGUAAAGACAAAAUUUCAUCAGGCUCUGGCUCCGCUAUGAGUCCAUCUCAGAUUGCAGGAAAUGCAGUCUAUGAUGACGACGAGGAGGAAGGGCGAACGUCCAUAGUCAGAAGGAAGUCAACUAAAAAGAGAAAAGCGGAUCCCAGUCCGAAGGUUCUCGGGCCUGUUGAAGCCGAUAUCGAUGGAGACGGCGAGGGUACGGCAUUGGUGAAGCAACCGCCAUCCCAGCUGAAGGGAAGGAAAGCUACGAGCUUCUUAGAUGAAAUCCUUGCUGAGCGGUCGAGGAAGAGGAAGAAGAGGUGA